Aspergillus sclerotioniger CBS 115572 is the source of this 1026-nucleotide messenger RNA. RefSeq lists its product as uncharacterized. Bases 1 to 1026 code for a protein of 341 amino acids. The transcript has 3 exons. NCBI's taxonomy places the organism in Eukaryota, Fungi, Ascomycota, Eurotiomycetes, Eurotiales, Aspergillaceae. The record is from RefSeq and is a predicted model, not a curated record.
AUGCAUUCCUGGAUUGCGCUUCUCGUGGCCGCCCUGACCACCGGCCAGUAUAUCAGCACCAUUGACCCACUGCCCGUCAAAUAUGCGGUGGACGUCGACUUUUUCGCCAAUACGUCGGACCUGUCGGAUCUGACGGCGCCUAAGCUGCAAGCCAUUAACGAUACGGUCUUUGAAUGGUGGUACUUUGACGCGGUCUCAUCGUCCAACCCUAAUGCCUCGGUGGUGCUCACCUUUUUCACCACGACUACCAUAGCAUUUCCCUUUGUGCCGCCCAACCCGUCGUCAGUGCUCCUGACCUAUGUCUGGGCGACGCUGCCGAAUGGCAUCACCGUGGUGGACAAGGUGGUGCCUAGCGAUGCUGCUGUGAUGGGCGAGCAGGACCGGAGCUCGGGCAUCUGGGAGAAUACCGGGGGGUGGAUGGGCCGGGCGACGGGGUAUGAGGCGUGGAUUGGAUGGGAGGGAUCGCGCCUCACGCCACCUUUGUCGCCUUGUUCGACGCCUAAUGGGUUCAAUCUGUCGCUGGAACUGGGGGCAUAUCUGGGAUGGGUGGGACUGGUUCCUGAUGCACAUGCGGUCGUGGACUUGUUGGUCGAUGGCCAUCCGGUGCAGUUUACGGGCUAUGGGUAUCACGAUAAGAACUGGGGAAGCCGACCCUUCCAGAGCAUGGUGGCCACCUGGUCCUGGGGCCACGCACACGUUGGACCCUACUCGAUCGUGUGGAUGCAGUACACCCAGCCUGGGGUCAACUCGACCGUGCCAAUUGCGAGCGCCUACGUGGCACGGGACGGACAGGUGGUACAGUCUGGGUGCGCGGCAGACAUUGUCAGCAUUCAGCAGCGCCACACCAAGACCAGCUACGGAGUGGAGGUGGUGAUGUCGGGGGUGCAUCUACAGGUGCAGGGAACCGUGCAGGUGGCCGGCGAUGGAAAGCAUUACUUCCGAUGGAACGGGGGCGUGUCAGGGGAGAUUCUGGGCGAGCGCGUGGAGGGAGGCGUUGCGGUGUUUGAGGCAUUUGAGCUUGAAUGA